CCACUCUGGUCUCGCGCUGACCAUCUGGUACUGUGUAACUUCCAGUUGCCCGACCAAUAUGAAUGAAAUUUUCAAUGCCAAUCCAACGAUAUAUACCAAAUCCAAGCGCUCCUUGAGGAAGUCGCCUUUUGAAACCGGGCAAUCACUUUGGGUAGACGACGUUGAGCAGCAGGAUUGGAGCGACGCUUCUAACGUCGAGCCCAUCGACCAGGAUGAGGUUUUUGACCUCAUCAGGUCUAUCGCUGACCCAGAGCACCCAAACUCUCUGGAAGAACUGCGGGUUGUGUCGGCGGAACAGAUAGACAUUGGAAACAAUCUCAUAACUGUCGAGUUUACUCCUACUGUCCCCCACUGCGGCAUGUCGACUCUCAUAGGACUAUCCAUCAGAGUCAGGCUGAUGCGCUGCCUUCCUCCGAGAUUCAAGGUAGACAUCCGCGUUAAACCGGGGUCGCAUCAGAGCGAGUUGGCUGUCAACAAACAGCUCAAUGACAAGGAACGGGUUGCAGCCGCCCUAGAGAACCCAGCAUUAUUAGAAACACUAGAGAAAUGUCUUGCCACCGCCGGUUCGCAAGAAUGAUUGGGCUGCUUUUGUAACUCGCAUAUCGCGGAUAGCCAACACCGCUGCUUCUUUCGGUGCAGCUCCUCCCGUUGUUCAAGCCCUUUCGAAGACUUCAUAGAGGGCCAAAGAGGGCCGUGAGGGUUACUUGAUGAACAUUAAUCCAGACGCCAUCGUACGUGGUUAAUGAGUAUGGUUGUGUUGUUAUGUGUGGUGUAUAUUAUGGCAAGUGUGAAACAGUAGUGGGUAGUUGACUAUGGCUACAAAAAUGCAUAUGCAAAUUGGCUA
Messenger RNA from Pisolithus orientalis, 844 nucleotides. Its product is annotated as FAM96B protein. The record is from RefSeq and is a predicted model, not a curated record. Bases 59 to 577 code for a protein of 172 amino acids. The transcript is spliced from 4 exons. NCBI's taxonomy places the organism in Eukaryota, Fungi, Basidiomycota, Agaricomycetes, Boletales, Pisolithaceae. Gene Ontology annotation, biological process: iron-sulfur cluster assembly.